Molecule: messenger RNA, 1157 nt
Organism: Bactrocera neohumeralis
Lineage: Eukaryota; Metazoa; Arthropoda; Insecta; Diptera; Tephritidae
Gene: Brms1
Product: breast cancer metastasis-suppressor 1-like protein
Exons: 3
Coding region: 139-855 (238 amino acids)
Biological process (GO): negative regulation of transcription by RNA polymerase II
Cellular component (GO): Sin3-type complex
Molecular function (GO): histone deacetylase binding
Source: RefSeq, a predicted model, not a curated record
GGUAGCACAGUUGUAAAAAUACUUGGGGAAAACAUUAAACAAAAUUUGCAAUAAACGGAGUUGUUUACAUAAAUAACUGUUAAAUUUAGUUGUUUUCCCGAUAAUUGUUCGUUAAGUCGAAUUUUAAGCGUUAACACUAUGCCUGCUAAAAAUGAGGGGGAGGCAACAGAUGUUGAGGAUGUUUCUGGGGCCGAGUCCGAUCAUUCAAACUCCAGCCCGAACCGAGAAUCGACGGACGAGGAAGCAAACGAAAUGGACUCUGACGAUUCAUCUGAUAUGGAUUUUAUCGAAAUGGAUAGAAUCCGAAGCGAAUAUUGUCAGGAUUUAGCUAGCCUCGAACUGCAAUUUGAACAAUUACGAGAGCAAUACUAUCAAGAGCGAUAUAAACAAAAUGAACAACAGAUUGCCGAUGUGCGCGAAGGACGUUCAGAGGAAUACUUAAUUCCCUUGAGAGAAUUAGACAAGGCUUACGAAAAUCGCGUAGAAGUUGCGGAGAAGCUGCGUCAAUUUCGGUUAGAAAACAUUGACCAUAAGUACCAGUCUGAAGUACAAGCCGCACAGCAAAAUUUCGAGAGUGAAAAGCAAUUAGCAAUCGAUCAGAUAGAGGAGCAAUUAAUAGAAAGAAUACGUCGACUGGAGGAAGAUCGUAACAAUGUCGAUAUAUCUUGGUCAGAUUGGGCUGUUGAUAGACGGGCCAGUAAAGUACGUGGUCCUGGGAGAAAAAAAGCUGUUACGGUUACUGGUCCCUACAUUGUUUACAUGUUGCGUGAUGAAGAUAUUAUGGAGGAUUGGACUGCUAUACGAAAAGCACUCAAACGAUCUACGGCGACCUCAGUCUCUUCUGUGGCUGUAUGAUAAAAGCCGAAUUGCAAUUCUAUAGUCCUUAGUUUUUCAUUAGUUAUAAAAUCAUCAAGUGGGAUUUAAAUUUAACAGUAUAUGUUUAUGUAAUGGAGUCAGUUCUGAUUAUUAAAAUUAUCUCAGGGCAUAUAUACAUAAUCCUCACAUAAUGGGUUACAUGUUAAAUUUCUGCCAACUCGUUUUAACAUUUCGCUAAUAAGCUAAACUAACUAUAUCUUAACUAUGUACUAGCGCAAUUCCCAAAAAAUAAGAAACAAAACAAAAAUAAAAAUUGUAUAGUUGUACUUUUAUAGAACAUA